Messenger RNA from Archocentrus centrarchus (flier cichlid), 1883 nucleotides. Its product is annotated as drebrin-like protein A. Bases 280 to 1770 code for a protein of 496 amino acids. The record is from RefSeq and is a predicted model, not a curated record. The transcript is spliced from 16 exons. NCBI's taxonomy places the organism in Eukaryota, Metazoa, Chordata, Actinopteri, Cichliformes, Cichlidae. Gene Ontology annotation, cellular component: dendrite; cortical actin cytoskeleton; actin filament. Gene Ontology annotation, molecular function: actin filament binding. Gene Ontology annotation, biological process: regulation of actin filament polymerization; neuron projection morphogenesis; positive regulation of dendritic spine morphogenesis.
GGCCGUCCCAUCCUGUGGGAUGCACUCGGUCAUGAUCACUAACAGCCUUGGCAGGCUAGCGCACUUCAGACCACUUCUGACAACAGGUGUGGGAGGAGUAACCCGCGGAGAAUGUGGUCGAUCAGGUUUGGAUCCUCCGACCCGCCCGGUUAGUCUCGUUGGAGCUAAAGCCGUCCCAGUGCUCUGAUCCCGAGGAGGUUUUUCCCACAGAAUUCCCGUCCGUUUGGAGUCCUUCCAGAUUUCGGUGUGCCGUCCUGUGGAUGAAGAGCCUGGAUCAACAUGUCUGUCAACCUGAGUAAGAACGGAGCUGCGCUGACGGCUGCUUACACAGAGGUGGUGGACAACAAGUCAGACACAAACUGGGCGCUGUUCACCUAUGAAGGAAACAGCAAUGACCUCCGCGUGGCAGAGAAAGGAGAUGGUGGAUUAGAGGAGCUGGUGGAGGAGCUGAACAGCGGGAAGGUGAUGUACGCUUUCUGUCGAGUCAAGGACCCGAACUCUGGUCUGCCCAAAUACGUCCUCAUAAACUGGACAGGUGAAGGUGUGAAGGACUCCCGGAAAGGACAAUGCACCAAUCACGUGAGCACCAUAGCAGGUUUCCUGAAGGGAGCCCAUGUGACCAUAAAUGCCCGCGCGGAGGAAGACGUGGACCCGGAGGCCAUCUUGGCGAAAGUGGCCAAAGCGUCUGGAGCCAACUUUAACUUCCACAAGCAAACACAGGAGUACAGAGAGGUUCCCAGAGGACCUGUGGGCUCCGUUUAUCAGAAAAUCAACGCCGUCAAUGAAAUCCAGCAGAUCAAUAAGGACGACUUCUGGGUCAAAACUCAGAGGGAAGAAGAAAGGCGUCAAAAGGAGGAGAAGCAGCGAGCGGAGGAGGAGAGGCAGAAGAUGGAGAAGGAGAAGAAGGAGAUGGAGGAGAGACAAUCCAAGGACAGGGAGAGGAUAGCGAGGGAGCGAGCUCAGCAGAUCAAUCAGGAGAAGCUUCAUCAGAAGCAGAGGGAGGAAGAGGAGCGAGAGAGGGAGCGGCAGCAAAGGAGCCGGCAGCAGGAGAGCAGGACGAUGGCAGGAAUCAGCUCCGCCGCCUCGGUCCAGAAAGCUAACGAGGCGAAGUCCCUGAUUUCUCAGAGAGCGUUUAAUCCCAGAGACAUAUUCAAGCAGAGGGAGCAGAGCUUUGAGGCCAGCGACAGACCUGCUGCCUCCGGGCCUGGGAAGCUACAGAGUCGGUUUCAAUCGCAGAAAUCGUUCGAGCGAGACGUCCCGUCCUCUCCUCCGGCUGUGGACCCGGCCUCUGCUUGGACCCCCCUGUCUCCGGUCAGGAACGCCUCACCUGUGCUGCGUGACUCACCUGCUGCAGCUGCCUCCCCUACAUCCCCAGGGAGCGCAGACUCACCUGUACAGCCUGCAGAUGCUGCUUAUGCAGAGGAGGACGAGUGGUCCGAUGACUUUGAUGAAGAUGCAUAUGAAACUCCUGAAGAGGAACUUCCAGUUGUGGAUAACCUGUACACAGCACCCGUCAGGAGCACCGAGGACCUGUAUCAAAACGUUUCCCAGCAUGCACCGGCAGCUGGUGACACUGAUGGGGUUACCGGUGGGCAAGGCAUCUGUGCCAGAGCUCUGUACGACUACCAGGCCGUGGAUGACACAGAGAUCACCUUUGACCCUGAUGACAUCAUAACCCACAUAGAGAUGCUGGAUGAGGGUUGGUGGAGAGGUUAUGGUCCUGAUGGGCACUAUGGCAUGUUCCCUGCUAAUUAUGUGGAGCUUAUCUAGUUCUCAUUGGUUAAUUCUGAUAAAACUGGAGGUGGUUGAGAUGAUAUUUCACAUUUGUUCAGCAUCACUGAAUUCAUGAACCAUUGUAAAACAACAGUCAACAAUAAAUACAG